Messenger RNA from Theileria annulata, 501 nucleotides. Its product is annotated as adenylyl-cyclase-associated protein, putative. NCBI's taxonomy places the organism in Eukaryota, Apicomplexa, Aconoidasida, Piroplasmida, Theileriidae. Gene Ontology annotation, cellular component: cytoplasm. The transcript has 2 exons. Bases 1 to 501 code for a protein of 166 amino acids. Gene Ontology annotation, molecular function: adenylate cyclase binding; actin binding. Gene Ontology annotation, biological process: cytoskeleton organization; regulation of adenylate cyclase activity. The record is from RefSeq and is a predicted model, not a curated record.
AUGGCUCUUAGAACGUUUGAAGUUAAGGGUGAGGUGUGGACUGUUUGUGGAUACAAUGAUGAAGAGGUCGACUUGUCAAAUGUUGGAAAGAAUCAGAGCUGUACUAUAUGUGAGAGCAAUAACGUGAAGGUUAAAAUGCCUGAAAAGAUGGUUUCCUUAUCCCUAAUUGCCUGCAAGAAUGUUGAGGUUUUUGUGAAUUCCUUGAUUUCGGGUAUGGAACUCACAAACUGUCAAAACGUUAAGGUCAGGGUUAAGACAAAUUUGCCCAGCUGUUCAAUUGACAAGUGUCAACAAGUUGGUUUCUGGAUCACCAAGGAGAACGCCUCUACUAUAAUGUUCAGUUCUUGCAAAUCUGGCGAUAUGAAUGUAAACGUUAACAGGAACACUUCAGGGAAUCCUGAAGAGGAUGAUUGGGUUGAGCAGCCUCUUCAUGAACAGUUUGAACAUACUCUUAACGAUAAGCUUAAAGUUGUCACCAAACCGUCUUCUCUUUACGCUUAA